GAGAAGAUAGAUUAGUGGUACAUGUUAAUGCCGUAUAGGAAAUGAUGAUAGGCUGAAGAAUCUUCAUCUCCUACACUGAAUCUGGCACGCGCCCUCCACACUCCUUAUUACCCUUCUCUCUCCUUACUUUCCCAUUCAUUUUUCCAGUUAUACCCAAUCCUUUCUAAGAUUUUCAAUUGUCCUCUGUCUCUAGAUGUUGGGUGGUGUAGCUUCUGUUGCCAUAUUCACCAAUCAUUCUGCAUUGUCAAAUAAUGGAUUUCAAGUUGCUUCAUUCUUGGUUGUUAGCUCUUCCAACCUUUCCAGGAAGUACUCAAUUCCACAACCUUUUUUCAAAAUUCCUGGCUUUAGGGAACAUAUUGCCCAUUAUGUAGCCAGUAAUAAUGGAAACCUUGCCAGAAAGAACAUUGUCUUUGCUAUUCCAAAUGAAAAGGAUGAUGCUGAAAAAGAAGGCUCAGAUUACUAUAUUGAUUAUCCGGUCAUCGUCGGUCAGAAAGAAGAUGGGAGUUCUUGUGCACCAGAGAUGGAAACAACUUUUUCCUUGUUGCCAUGUGGUGAAGGUAUACUUAGAAGUUAUGAGAUCAAUGGUAAAGAAGACGGCCUACUUGCUAAGCUGAUGGCGGUUCAUUUGCAUGUACUGGCAAUGGAACAAUGGAACGCUUCCAAACUUAAAAUGUCCCACAAAAAAUACUUGGUCAGUGCGACAAACCUGAUUCAUUAUUUGGCCUUGAAAAGCGUCAACAUAGAGCAGCUUAAAGAAGAACUUUCUUCCAUUUGUUUCCUGAAUUUAGACACAAUAAAUCAACAUGUUCUAGCAAGUCUUUCUGCAGGCAUCCGGCUGUUAGAUAAUGUAAAAUAUGAUUCUUCAAGUCAUAGUAUCUCUUAUAGUGAAGGAAUCUCUUCAACAAAAAGUCUGGACAAACAAAUGAAGGGGGAAUUUUCUAUCAAUACACUAAGGAGGAGGGCAUCCCAUACUGCGGACCUGUUAUUGGGCAGAUUGCCAGAGAAGAGAAACACUCAUAUCAUGGUAACAGUGGGUGAAGAAGCUAUAGAAAGUGAAACAUUAAUAAAAGAUCUUCUAAAUGCUGGAACUACCAUUGUUCGUAUCAAUUGUGCUCAUGGAAGCCCUGAAACUUGGAGUGAGAUUAUCAGAAAGGUGAAAAGAAGCUCUCAAAUUCUGGAAAAGCCUUGUCGAAUUCUCAUGGACUUAGCUGGGCCCAAGCUUCGAACUGGAAAACUGCAGCCUGGUCCAUGUGUGUUGAAAAUAUCUCCCAAGAAGAAUGCUUAUGGGCAAGUGAUAUACCCUGCCCUAGUUUGGCUCUCAAGCCCAGGAGCUGGUUCUCCACCUGCCCAUGUAUCCCCUGAUGCCAUUCUACAUGUGGAUGGUGAAGAACUUCUUAGUAAGCUCGAGGUUGAUGAUGUUGUGACAUUAUUAGAUGCUCGUGGAAAACAAAGGACACUUAAGAUCAUAAGCAGGCAUCCUAUUUUCUCAGGCGUCGGAUAUAUGGCUGAGUGCAGUAAGGCUGCUUAUGUCAAGUCAGGUGCAAAAUUAUAUAUCAAGGACAAGAGAAGGAAAUCAUCAGCUGGACAUGUAGUAGAUAUUCCUCCUCUCAAGCAGUUUAUCAAAUUAAGGGUUGAUGACUUGCUGAGUAUAUCACGAGAUGGUCAAAAUGAAGAAAACAAUUUGACUUCUUCCACUGGUGUGCACAGGAUAGCCUGCUCAUCUGAAUAUGUUUUUGAUUCAGUGAAGCCUGGGGAACCUAUUGCUUUUGAUGAUGGGAAGAUAUGGGGUAUCAUUAAAGCAACUAGCACUUCGGAAAUUCUUGUGUCAAUCACCCAUGCAGGUCCUAGGGGUAGUAAACUUGGAUCAGAGAAGUCCAUAAAUAUUCCGCGGAGCAAUAUUCGGUAUGAAGGCCUCACUUCAAAAGACCUUAUAGAUCUUGACUUUGUGGCCAACCAUGCAGACAUAGUGGGUGUAUCAUUUGUCCGAGAUGUCCGUGACAUUCUACUGUUGCGCCAAGAACUUGAGAAGCGGAAAAGAAGGGACUUGGGGAUUUCUUUAAAGAUCGAGACGAAAGAAGGAUUUGAGAAAUUGCCGCUCUUACUACUGGAGGCAAUGAAAAUGCCAAAUCCUUUAGGCAUUAUGAUUGCCAGAGGAGAUCUUGCUGUAGAGUGUGGAUGGGAAAAUAUGGCAUAUAUCCAGAAGGAGAUAAUCUCUGUCUGUGCAGCUGCUCAUGUUCCUGUCAUUUGGGCAACACAGGUCCUGGAGUCGCUCGUCAGGUCUGGAGUGCCUACUAGAGCUGAGCUUACUGAUGUGGCAGAAGGAAUGAGGACAAAUUGUAUCAUGUUGAACAAGGGUAAAUGCAUUGUGGAAGCUGUAUCUUUCUUACACAGAAUAUUGAGCAAUCACUCCACGAAGUCAAAUGCAGAAUUUAAGCCUCUUGCUUUAUCCAGCCACGACUUUUAGUUGGUUCGACCGUAUGAGCAGCUGCUUAUAUGUUUACCCUACUCGUGUACAUAUUCUGCUUCACCAUGACCGUUUCUUCUGCUAUGUACAUACAUCAAUGUUCAGUGAAUCAACUAGUAUUUCGCAACUGUAUCGUUUUAACAGUAGAAGAACAAUAUGAGACCAUGGUUCACAUCUUAGAAGAGAAUAAGAUUCUAGGUGAUCUCUUCCUAUCA
Solanum lycopersicum (tomato) is the source of this 2679-nucleotide messenger RNA. RefSeq names its product pyruvate kinase superfamily protein. Gene Ontology annotation, molecular function: potassium ion binding; magnesium ion binding; pyruvate kinase activity. NCBI's taxonomy places the organism in Eukaryota, Viridiplantae, Streptophyta, Magnoliopsida, Solanales, Solanaceae. Gene Ontology annotation, cellular component: cytoplasm. The record is from RefSeq and is marked validated. Gene Ontology annotation, biological process: glycolytic process.